Liolophura sinensis is the source of this 16898-nucleotide messenger RNA. Its product is annotated as E3 ubiquitin-protein ligase UBR4-like. Gene Ontology annotation, molecular function: zinc ion binding; protein binding. NCBI's taxonomy places the organism in Eukaryota, Metazoa, Mollusca, Polyplacophora, Chitonida, Chitonidae. The record is from RefSeq and is a predicted model, not a curated record.
AUGGCAUCCAGUUCGGGAGGACAGUUAUGGUCGAUCGCCGUAAGACCGCUUUUGGCUGCUUCCUACUCCUCAUUCAACAAGAAUGAGAUCCCAGAAUUCGCGAAAUGCAUUUGCAACAGUGAGGCCCAGAUCUUGGAGAGUUCAGAAGAGUAUGAGAGUUUCUACUCAUCCCUGGUGGCCUUGUCCUCACAUUACCUGGCCGCGUCUGCCAGUGGAAUUUGUAAAUCCUCUCUGGCCACAGUGACUUCUGCCACUAAGGUGCUGAUGAAAUAUUUAUUGGACAGGCUUCAGUAUUCAAAGUCUGCAACCCUAUCACAGAAAACGAUAAUGAUGUUGAUACAAGGCUUAUGUAUCGGAGAAGGCUGCCUGGUGAAGUCUGACAUCGUGACAUUUGUGGGUCUGUUGAAGGUACCCCAGCUUCCCCCACAAGUAAUGGCUGAGAGUGGAGCCCCAGAAUCAGAAGACGUACCCUCAAAACAGAAGAGACCACGGCUCGACACUGGCAAUAACAUCUUUGACCAGCUGACCGCCGUGUUUAACGAUGCACAGAGUCUGUCCCGUUCCCAUGGCGACACACAGACGGAGACAAUUAACAAAGACGGAGACUUGACCAUCUUACAUGUGGUGGAACCCGGAGAAGAGAUAAAACAGCUGUUUGGCAGGAAGAACUGCGCUAAUCUGAUCAGCCUGCACGGAGCGGACAUCUUGAUUAGCGUUUGUUUGAAGCUGCCAUUUCUGAAGCGCAAUAUCAGUGACUGUGAGCUGGCAUUGUCUGGACGACCUUUGGCCGUCCCGAAGACCCUGUCUGAAGCUCUGACGGCGCGAAACAGUUUUCAAACCCUGCUGAACGAUGUGGCGGUAGUGUGGCGAGCCUUCUCGCUUCCUGUCCUUGAACCUUUGACCUCAGAGAGGCUGGAACAGAUUGUCACCAUCACACUGGGCUGCCUGCAUGCUGCUGUGUGUGCUGCGACUGCUAACACCAUCGUCAACCUGACCAGUCCAAACCCGCUGAAAGCCACAGGCGCAGCUAAAGAUGAGGAGACGGAAUCCAUGGGAGCCAGUUUAGUGGAGAAAGCUCUGAAGAUUUUCAAUUCUGUGAUUACCAGUAUCAAGAAGUCUACCAGAGCUGGUGGAAAUCAAUUGCAGAACGUGCACCUGAUGGCAUGCUGGCUGUUGUUAAGAGGCCUACAGAAAAUCACAGCUGUCAAUCCGUCCACUGUCCUGGAGAGAACUAAGGAGUCCUCCAAACCCAAGUCACAGGAGGCGGGGCAAAGCAAAACCAAGGAGACUAAAGACCCGCCCUCACCCAAGAUGGUGUCUGUCAAAAGCUUCCAAGGGUUUGGUGUGCUCUCUGUCGCCCUGGGCACCCACUGUAUACAGCUCCUGUCCCUGCUGCUUGAGGACUUACAGGUGGAGGGUAGUAUCAUGAAGGAACUAGAACCUCAGAAACGUGGAGUGAAGUUUUCAGUGAAUCAGACGAAUUCCGCUUGGGAGAGAGUGGAGAAACUGACCAGUGGCCUAAACCUGACUGACCUCUUCCUUAAUCUUGUCCUGGUCACUUUUAGGAAGGCCACACUGUUACAUCGCCUGAAGCAGGGCUCAGAGACAUCGGAGAGCAGCGCCACGUCCUCCGACUCUAACACAUACUACGAGGAUGACUUCAGCAGUUCUGAGGAUAGCAGUGAGGAGGACGAUGAGGAUUCAGAGCCUAUCCUGGGCCAUUGGUUUGAGGAGACCUUGUCCCCGUCUACCCCGCACAGUCCCAACACCCCUCCCCCACCCCCACCUGUGCUGGACGAGGGCACUGCCAGCUCUGGGGGCAAGCGUGCCCGGCAGUACAGCGACGGGGGAACAUUUAGCUUCAUACCAGACAAGAGAGAGCCUGAUGGGUUUGUGGGCUUGGCAGCAGAUGUUCUCAACUUCAUGAACACUUACCUGGUGAACGCUCCAUCGCCUGUGGUUCAGAAUCUGCUGAAAUCUGCCCUGACACCCGACCACAUGACAUGCCUAGGACUGGUGAUCCGGGAACUGGAUAAGGAGUGCUCUAGACCAGGGGCAGAGAAAGUCUUCGAUGACCUGUCUGUGGCACUGGCUAAGUUUAACCAUGGCCUAAUCGCGACGCAGAUACUGUCAGACCCCUUACAGGAGAGUCUGUUGAACCAGCUUGGUGUGAGCCCAUCCUCUGUAGACGCCUGGCCCCUGACAGUGUACCCUCGCACCCUGGCUGUUCUGGCGGAGGUGACUCUGCUGAAGCAGCAGAAGGAGCGUGAAAACAAAAUUGUGAAGAGUCAGAGUGAAGCUGCUAUCAUCAGUAUCUGGGUCCGCUUCCUCACUACGCUCAAGAGCGCCGUUCUUAACUUUGACAACAGAACAGAGUUCUUUGAGGAUCUGAAUGUGGAGCACCUACAGCUGUUAGUGUUCUUCUUCCACAGUCUGCCAUUAAUGCAGAAGAAACAGCUUCUGUUACAGCUCUCGCAGAGCAUCUGUGCCGUGGCUGCCAUAGAACCAAGAAAGCUUGAGAACUGCAUCCCUUUGCCGUUGUCACGACUCCUGCUGGUGUUUGACUACUUGCUCAGAAACUUUUACGACCCACCUGGAGCUCUCCUAGAACAUGUUCAGUGGAACUUGUUCAGCAUCCACACAAUGCCUCAUCAAGGGGAGACAACCGAUGGACAAAAGGAAACUCAGUUUUUCGCCUGCCGAGAAGUAGAGGAAAACUUUCGACGAAACCUGACCCCUAAAGAAGCGACUGAAGUUGGCAGUUUCGUGCCCAGGUUUUACAACAUUGGCCCGACAGAUAUGAACACACAGGAAGCACCAAAAAUAGACGGACUGGCUAGCAGUUUUCUGUUGUCUACCAGUGAAUCCCUGAACUAUGAUGAGCUCUACCUGUCAGUGAUAAACUUGCAAAUGGCUGGAGCCAGGUGUGACAAGUCAAAAGAGAAACUUACGCUUUUGGACACGGCCUCUCUACACUACCACAUGCUGAUAACGUGGCGCCUGCUGUCCUGCCUGCCUCCAUCUAUACAGUACCUGCGAUUGCUGGAGUCUGGCACCGUCAAGAUGAGUGAGGGUUGCCUCCAUCACACUCUGCGCUGGGCCCCGCGGCUUGGCCACAAGGCCUUUUCAGGCUGGGCUAAGGACUGCCUGGUGAAGCAGGGACUGACAACUCAACAAGCUGAUGGUCUGAUAUCAGCGGCAAACAAACAGGCCAACAACGUUAUGUACGAUGUCAAACUGGCCAUGAGUUUCCUACAGGGUCAGAUUGCUGUCCUCCCACUGAUUGGUCAGAAUGUGACCCUGCCUCAGAAGGAGUUACCAGGGAUAACGACCAUUACAUUGCUGGAUGCUGUCAUCUCUAAAGUCCAUGUCUCCCUUGAUGAGGCCUUCACCAAAGCCAUGGAGGACACAGACCCAUACACGACGAUGAUCAUCGCAGUUGACUUACUGCCUGCCACAUUUCUCCUGGCCAAAGCCUACGGGCUCUUUGUAAGGUCCUGCCUGCUAAGCCAGGUGCCCCAGAUAGGGGAUGAACCUCCCAGCCCUGAUCAGUUGAAGGCAUUUGGAACCGUGGUCAGUAUCGGUUCUAGCAGAGCAUCACGGGUGUCUGUCCUGGGGGUGGGCAUCAUGUCGUCACUGCCCCUCCCCGUCAGGAGUGUCAUUGAGAAGUGGAACGCCACCGGGGCAGGGAAUGAGUUCCCUAGUAUCGGCAGCUGGAGGAAUGCUUUCGCUAACGACAUCCUACCUGGUGAGAGUUACCUGGAUGCUAUACACAGUGCUCAUAUCGCCACGUUGUCAGGCCAGUCAGAGUUCACUGUGAACACGUCCAUUCGUCACUGCCUGAACUCACUGGUCCGAUUUGCUGCUGAUCUUGUGACCUGGUGUCCAGACAGUGACAGCAGUAAGGAGAUGGUGCGUGUCACCUUCCCCAUGAUCUUUGACGUGACCACCGAGUACCUGGCAGACAUGAUCUCGCUGUCUCUGGAACGUUUUCUGGGACCAAUGGACGGUGAUGAGUUUGGCCAGAAGAUUGUAUGUCCAUGUAAUCUCUACCUGUCAUGGAGCUCAUCACCACCUACUCAACAGCAAACAGGUGAGGGUGGUCUGGAUGAGAAGAUUUUCCUGGACUGUCUAAAGUUUAUGGAAAACCACCUUGAGAAACCAGCUGGGAAGAAAGCUUUUGAGAAAUUCUACACUGAGAGUGGAGAUUUGAGCAGCAUUUUGUUGUCAGCUGCCGCGGAUAACCUGUCCCCAAACUACGGCACCAAGGUCCUCAAGUUCUUCAACAAACUCUUCCAACUUGCUGAGAAGAACCCGAAUGACAAGAGUUACGAGGCUUUGUGUGGGACAUUGAGCUGCCUGGCCACAGUUGACAAGCAGGUGCUGGGCUGCUGGCUCCGCAAGAUGAUAAUGGCACCUAUACAGGGCCUUGACGAUGCGGGAGGCAAAGUGCAAGAGAACCGAUUUCUCCUCCAGAGCCUGACGUCAUACAUCGUGAAGGAAAAGAGCCACGUGGGAGAAGAGGUUUCACAGGCCAUCCUCCGGACCCUCAUCCCCAUGGGUGCUGGACUCCUGACCUCUAUAGGGGACAGCUCGGGAUUUGCGGAGCUUAUGGUUGUCAUGCAUACGUUGGCUGGUGCGGGGAAAGGACACGGCCAUCAAGCUUUGUUCGAGGCUGCUACUGGAUGGCUGGAUAUUUGUAAGACGUACCUGGCUGAACACAAGGGUGAGGAGGCAUCCAAGGAUAACGUCAAGCACCAGGCCAUGUUUGAAGCUGUGUGUUACCUUCUGUCUUACAUUGGAGAAAUCUUGGCGGCCAUUAAACAGAUGUCCGAAAGAAGCGGCAGUACCUCACCCCCCAUGGACUGUGAGCUUCCUCCCACACAGGAGACAGACAGUGACUGGGCAGAAGACUUGGCCCCAGAUGAUGAUGACUCGGCCGCAGAGGACUCAGAUGAGGAAUCUCUGAACAGCAAACUUUGUACAUUUACCAUCACACAGAAGGAAUUCAUGAACCAGCAUUGGUAUCAUUGUCACACCUGUAAGAUGGUGGAUGGUGUAGGUGUGUGCACUAUCUGUGCUAAGGUGUGCCACAAGGACCACGAUCUGACAUACGCCAAGUUUGGAUCCUUCUUCUGUGACUGUGGGGCGAAGGAAGACGGCUCUUGUCAGGCCCUAGUAAAGCGCAGUUCCCAGAGUUGCCUGAACUCCAGUGGCCACGGGGCAACGCCCUCCCCUUUCUCGAUGGCCUCUGUGUUGCCCAGCUCCCUCAGACGGAGACUCUCCUCCCCUCUCCCUGCGGAAAAGUCCCAUGAGAACAAGUCCCCAGAGCAGGGCUCCCGCAGCCGGGAAAUCCUCUGUAAGCAGAUUGAGCCUUUCAAAGACACCCUACUCAAGCACAUGGAGAAAUCCAAUACAAUUAAAGUUGUACUGGACCUACUUCAAACAAUUUUACCUUCAGUAGUGGAGAGUUACCAGAAGGAUUCGCCAAUGGGUACGACCGCAAGGGCACAGAAGGCACUGGACGACCUACACAGUCUGCCCAAAUCUACGGAGACCACUGAUCAGCUCAUGACUGUUACUCUGGGGUCACAAGAGGGAGCGUUUGAAAAUGUGAGGAUGAACUACAGCGGAGAUCAAGGGCAGACAAUCCGUCAGCUCAUCACCGCUCACAUGCUGCGUCGUGUGGCCAUGUGCGUCCUGGCAUCCCCCCACGGGAAGCGCCAACACCUGGCCGUGAGCCAUGAGAAGGGGAAACUGACCAUCCUGCAGUUAUCUGCCCUUCUUAAACAGGCAGACUCCAGCAAGAAAAAGCUCACACUGACGAGAUUGUCCUCUGCCCCGAUCCCAUUCACAGUGCUGUCCAUCACCGGUAACCCGUGUAACGAGGACUUCCUGGCCGUUUGUGGGCUUAAGGACUGUCACGUGCUGACAUUCACCAGUUCAGGAGCUGUGGCCAACCACAUGGUGUUACAGCCGGCCCUCUCUACAGGCAACUUCAUCAUCAAGACUAUAUGGUUACCAGGAUCCCAGACAGAGCUGGCCAUUGUCACCGCAGAUUUUGUCAAGAUCUACGACCUCAGCACAGAUGCCAUCAGCCCGCAAUACUACUUCCUGUUGCCGAGCGGCAAGGUCAGGGAUGCGACCUUUGUCUUCUCUGAGGAAGGUCGUAGCCUCGUUCUGAUGUCGUCUGCUGGGUACGUCUAUGCCCAGCCAAUGGAAGAGGCGUCCAGUGCUCAGCAUGGGCCAUUCUACAUCACCAAUGUGCUGGAGGUCAAACAUGCAGAUGUCAAGGACACGAAUGGUCAGAUAUGUGGAGGAGGCGUGUCUGUACAUUACUCCCAUACCUUACAGCUUCUCUUCUUUAGCUUCUCUCAAGGAAAGAGUUUCGUGGCUACAAUAACGAAGGACCUGACAAUGUGUUCAAAUCUUUUCCCUCUGGUCUUUAAGAGUUCCAAUGGUGGGAACAAGGGGAGUAACUCUGGCAGUACUAACACUCAGCCACUGGUGCAGUGGUCAGAGGUGUUGGGUCACCCAGGGCUGGUGUAUUGUAUGACUCAGUCCUCCAACAACCCUGUGGUCCUUAUGAUCCGACCAGAUACUAUCUGUAUACAGGAGGUCAAGGUCAUACCAGCCAAGGCCAAGAUUCAGGAUGUUGUGGCAAUCAGACAUGUGGCUUCUAAUUCAGACCAGCAACAGCGUACAACUAUGAUCGUAUUGUGUGAGGAUGGCAGCCUGAGAAUCUACAUGGCUAAUGUGGACAAGACGGGCUACUGGCUCUCCCCGUACCUACAACCUCAGAGUGCCAUUCAAGUGCUGAAACCAGCAAAGAAGAAGAAAGUCUCCAAGUCAGGUCGGCAGGGCAGAGCUGUGAGUUUUCCCAUGGACUUCUUCGAGCACUGUCAACAAACAAACGAUGUGGAGUUUGGAGGUAAUGAUGUUCUCCAGGUGUACAACACUCAGCAGAUCAAACACCGGCUGAACACCACGGGCAUGUACAUCGCCUGUACUAAGCCGUCUGGUUUCUCCAUUGACAUCCUGAACACUAACAGUUCCACCGUGAUGGUCGGGGUAAGGGUGCUGGUGGGCAGUCAGAGCCUGGAAAGAGUACCCUUGUACCUGGAAGUCUUCAACAGGACGACACAUGUGAAUGUGAACCGCGCCCGCUGGUACGACCUGCCCUUCACCAGAGAGGAGUCCCUCACAGCUGACAAGAAGCUCACGCUCUUCAUUGGAGCGAGUGUCGACCUGGCAGGCGUGACGCUCAUAGACUCCAUCAAGGUCUACGUCAAGUCUAAGGAGUCGUUUGGUUGGCCAGAAGAGACGGAGGAGUUCACAGAGAACGCUGUGACAGCGGCGUCUAAAGUACCGAUGUCAGGAGCGCUACAGCCAGCUGACACAGAGUGCAGCACACUCACGCCCCUGCCGUUAACAUCCACUGAUAGGCUAUUGGCCAGUGCCCUUGAAGUGUUGGACGGAGCCUUUGCUUCCAAUCAACCCGAAGAAAAGCCCCCAUGUGCGAAGACUGCCCUUGACCUGGCCACAGAGCUGCUGACUUUACCCACACCCACCAGUGUACAACAACACACCAAGUCAUUGCUUAGCUCCCUUUACUCCAACAAGACGGCCUACCACAGCCACAAGGACCAGUCUCAGCUGUGUCAUGUGAUGCAGUGCCUCUCUCAGGACGGUGGUCACCUGGAUGUGGAGGGCUUCCAGAGGCUGGUGGUCACUGCGCGGUCAGUGGCUGUGGCCAGGCCCAACAAUCUGGUCCGGUACACGGAGAAGCCUGUUGUCAGUACACCAGACUCUGGCACAGCUCAUGAGAUCACUGACAAAGACAGUAAGGGCGUGGCCUCAAAGACUGUGGAGCCUGACUCUCAACACUUCAUCAGCCGUCUGGCGAACACGUUCUGGAGACUUCAUGAGAUCAAACCUGCUAACCCCAUGUUGGCACCUGUCUGUUUGCCAGGGUUGGGUCACAUUGAAGCUACUGUAGGAGCGAUGGUGGAGACCAUUCAUGCCUUCACUCUGUGUGACCUUGACAACGUGCCCUUGGCAACCAAGCAUUACAUCAGACUGCUUCUGUGUCCAGACCCAGCAGUAAGUUUCUCCUGCAAGCAGGCCAUGAUCAGAGCGCUACGACCCAACCACAGGAGACGACGAGUCUUUAUUCCUUCGCCCCCCAGGUGUAGCUCCCCGGGUGGCGCUGGUGGUGAGGAUGAUGACGAUGAUGAUGACGACAGGGGAGACAAAUCUCAGUCUGACAACACCCCAUCUCUCAGCGGCCCUCCUCCGGACCUGCUACAGGUGGAGGCAGAUCAAGACUCGGACCAGUAUGAAGUCGUGGAGAACAACCAUGAGCCCAUGGUACUGGAACCUUCUGACCAGAACCACCAGGGCAACCCCAUACCCCUGGAGGAGCUCCUUAACGCCGGUGGGAACUUCCCUCCCAUGGUGGACAUCCCCCCAGAUGCAGAUGACGAGACCAUGGUGGAGCUGGCUAUAGCGCUCAGUCUACAAGAUCAGUCAGGGCAUGAAGGAGGCCCCCUGAGUUUACAGGACUUGGCUCUGGCUGGUCCAGGACAGCUGUUCCCUAACUCACAGAGUGCUGCAUCGUUUGAGGGCGGUCACUUGUCAGACACCACGGCAUCAGCGCCCGGCAGUGAUGAUGAGGUCGGGAGUAACGCAGCCACGGACGGCUCCACCCUGCGGACAUCCCCAGCAGAGCAGGCAGGCAGUGCUGGGUCGGAGAGCGGCGGCAGUGUGGUGGACUCUGUGUCAAUGAGUGGCAGAAGUAGUGUGUAUGGGGACACCGCACCUGAGGGCCCUACCAUGGGAGCCCGCAGUGAGACCAGCAGUGUGGGAGUGCCCAGUAGUGGCCUACAGCCUGAGGGAGACGGCUCUGAGGGAGACACAGACCGGGAUGCUAAUUACAGGCUUCAUUCCCUGAGACUGUUAUUACUGGAGAAGUUGUUACAGUGCCUACCUGAUAUCAGAGAAGUGGGCGGAGUCAGGGCUAUUCCAUACCUACAGGUCGUGUUGAUGUUGACCUCUGACCUGGAUGGGGAUGAAGACAAGGACAAAGCUGCCCUUGACAAUCUGCUUACACAAGUGCUGGGACAGUUGGACAUCUCUGGCAAGGACUUGACGGCCGUGUCAGAGCGCAGCCCUCACCAUGAGGUGAAGCUUGUCCUAUUGAGAUUCCUCAGCGUCCUUUUGUCAAGGACCAAGGCUGGCACAAAACCCUCCAAUGAGUGCUCGUCGUUCCUGAGUAAGCACACGGCAGGUGCUCUGGUGACCACAGGUGUGGUGGAUUACUGUCUGCACGUCCUCGUCCACCUGCUGCCUUACUGGAAACAGUGUCCAGCCACGGAGGAGGAGAGUAUGGUGACCCCUCAACUGCUUAGGCCCCACCCGACCACUCCACCCCCCGACAUGUCCCCAUUCUUCCUGAGGCAGUACGUGAAGGGUCAUGCCAAUGAUGUGUUUGAGGACUACCCCCAGCUGCUGACAGAGAUGGUACUAAGGUUGCCAUACCAGAUGAAGAAGAUAUCAGACUCUGCCCCUAACAUGCCCAGUACAGUGUUCGAUCAAGUCUGGUUCAACAUUCUCUCUGAGUACAUGAUGACUCGGCAGACUCCAUUCGUGAAGAGACAAGUUCGUAAGCUGCUGCUGUUUAUCUGUGGAACAAAGGAGAAGUACCGUCAACUGAGAGAUCUCCAUGCCCUGGAAAAUCACCUCAAGUCUGUCAUUGAGAUCUGUGACAAGAUUGGGUUUGACACGGUGCAGAGUUUGCCGGCCGUUACCCUGCCCUAUGACACAUUGCUUACACUGAUCGAGCACCUGAAGGCCUGUGCUGAGAUAGCCAGCACUCGUGCCAUCAACUGGCAGAUGUUUUGUCAAAAGGAUGAAGCUGUGCUGCCGUUCCUGAUUCGGGCAAGCAUCGCUCUGGACGAGGGAGUUGCACCCGUACUUCUCCAGCUGUUACAGUGUGCCCUGUGUGGGGGGGUCCAUAGUGUGGAACAGCCACCAGCUUCCUCAACAGCCUCGCCAUCCAAACAGAAGAAAAGUCGUGAGUCUGAGAAAGAGGUCCCCAAAAACGAAGACUGUGACGAGGGCCUGAAGUAUGAUGAGGCUCUGUGCGGGGCCCUGGUACAUCAGCUCAGCAAGGUACUGGACCGUGACUUGAUGACACGCUUCAUCCGUGCCUUCCUUCUCGAGUCCAACUCCACAAACAUCCGCUGGCAGGGACAGUCACUUAUACUACAUAUACACAGGAACUCUGGCAGUAGUCAGCAGGAGAUGUUGCUGGACCUGAUGUGGCAGUUGUGGAGAGAGCUGCCACAGCAUGGACGAAAAGCCGCACAGUUUGUGGAUCUCCUUGGCUACUUCAUGCUGAAGACACAAGACAGCUCAGAGAAAAAGACAAAGGAGUACCUCCAAAAGGCUGUCAAACUUCUGGAGCAAGAAAAUCAGGUGUUAGCCAAUCAUCCCAACGCUACCAUCUACAACAUGUUACAAGGCCUGGUGGAUUUUGGUGGGUACUACCUGGAGAGUGACCCCUGCCUGGUCUGUAACAACCCUGAGGUCCCGUAUGCGAAUCUGAAACUGUCUGCCAUCAAAGAUGACUCCAAGUUUACAACAACAACACAGAUUGUCAAGCUUGUGGGAAGUCACGUGGUAUCAAAGAUAUCUGCUCGGGUCAGCGAUUUGAAACGUACCAAGAUGGUACGUGUGAUGAACAUCUACUACAACAAUCGUAGUGUCCAAGGUGUGGUGGAACUGAAAAACAGGCCUGGUCUUUGGCACAAAGCCAGAAAAGUGACUUUAACAGCUGGACAGACAGACGUGCGGGUGGAGUUUCCCAUCCCCAUAGUGGCGUGUAACCUCAUGAUAGAGUAUGCAGAUUUCUAUGACAACGUCCAGGCAACCUCAGAGACCCUGCAGUGCCCACGUUGUAGUGCCUCAGUGCCUGCAAACCCAGGGGUCUGUGGAAACUGCGGGGAAAAUGUGUUCCAAUGUCACAAAUGCAGGUCUAUAAACUAUGAUGAGAAAGACCCAUUCCUGUGCAACGCAUGUGGUUUCUGUAAAUAUGCCAAAUUUGACUUCACGCUGAAUGCCAAACCCUGCUGUGCUGUUGACCCCAUUGAGAAUGAAGAUGACAGGAAAAAGGCGAUCUCAACAAUCAACACCCUGUUGGAGCGAGCUGACAAGAUUUACAAGCAACUGCAGAUGCACCGACCGGCGCUGGAGAGCCUGAUGGUGCAGGUGACAGAGAGUGGCGGGGAGCGACCAGCCGUGAGUAGAGUGCGAUUCACAAAUGAGGCAGGACGCCUGAUGGAGCUGCACUGUCUCUUAUCACCGGAUGACAUAGGCGGUAAUGUGGCAGGGAGCAGUGUCAACCGUGGGAUUCAGUUCCUGGCCCAAAAGUACUGCGUGGAGGCAAAGGCUUCGUAUGCGGAGCUCAGCAAAAUCAUACAGAAAGUUCUGGCAUGCCGUAAGGAGCUAGUGGACUAUGACAGACAGCAGCAGAAAGCUGCAGCUGGGGCAGCCAUGAUGCGCUCAGUCUCAUUGGAGGAAACACAGGUCGUUGAGGUCACCCCCCCUAAACCCAAAUCUGACAACAAGGAGGAAAGCCUGUUGAAGCCCAGUAACUGUUACGGCUGCGCCAGUGCUGCGGUAGAACAUUGCAUCACCAUGCUAAAGGCCCUGGCGACCAACUACAAUAUCCGCCACAUUCUCUGUAGUCAGGGCAUGAUACAAGAGCUGAUAGACUACAACCUGCGUCGUGGAACGCUACACGUGCGAAGCGAGGUCCGAUCCCUGUUGUGCCUGCUGACACAGGACAACCGCCGAGCUACAGAGGACAUGAACCACCUACUGAUGACCAGGAUUGCUGCGGCUAUGAAGAGUCACUUGUCCAACCCGGAUCUGGGCACAGCUGUGAGACACGAGAUGUUCCUGUUGGCCGAGUCUGUUCAGAAGGAGGAUAGCUGCUGGGAACAAAGGGUCAGAUCAGUUGUUCGCCUGUUCUUGCUGGGAGUAGAACUGAAGAGCCCCAUCGUCAUGGACAGCAUCACAUUGCCAUGCCUACGGAUUCUCCAACAUCUCGUCAAUCCGGAUGCUGCAAAGAAACACAAGCCUGACAAAGCCACUGAGGUGGUGGGUCGCAAUCUGAAGUGUCUGCCAGGAGAACUCCAUGUGAGUGGUGGGAAAUGGCUGGCAGGGGAUCCCAAACACAGCUACAAGGCCUGGAGACAGAAGCUACCUGGUAAAGGUACUGACCCUAUGCCUAUUCCGACUCCCACCCCAGCCACACCCACACAGAAGACGAAGGCUGAGGAGCGUAAGGAAAUCCGGGAGAAAUACCUGGAGGAGAAGUUUGGGUACCGCUGGAUCCACAAGAUGUGGAAGACGCCGGCGGUUCAGGUGCGACUGUCUAAGAGCUCCUGGUUACGACAGGCGCUGUUUUCACCCUCAUCAAGGUCGGCUCGUCAAACGGCCUGCAGUAUCAUUGAGGCCAUCUGCAAUGUGACCAGCCGCAAACAAGAGAUGGUCAACCUGCUCACAAGUUACCUGGAUGACAUUGGGAAGAGUGGGGAGUAUGCGGCAGAGUUCCUGGCCUUGUUUAAGCGGCUGAUUGCCCCAGUACACUGGAAGUAUUACCUGGCCCUGAGGGGUAUUCUAUUACAUCUAGGGGAUCUGAUUACACAGGAAGUGGACCACCUACAGAAGUUAGAAGACAGCACCCUGAACUCUGACCUGACUCAAGGCUUUGCCCUCAAGUCUCUGACAGAGUUGUUGGCGACAUUUGUUGAGCAGGAGAGUAUCAAGCAGCACUACAAGAACAAGCUGGUGGGUUAUGUCCUGAACGGCUACCUGUCACUGCGGAAGCUGGUGGUCCAGAGGACCAAGUUGAUCGAUGAGACACAGGACAAACUGCUGGAGCUGCUGGAAGAGCUCACCACAGGCACAGAGUCCGAGACCCAAGAGUUCAUGUCUGUGUGCAUCAAGACAGUGAAGAAGUACCCCCUGGAAGACUACAGAUCCCCUGUCUUCAUAUUUGAGAGGCUCUGUAGUAUCAUAUACCCAGAGGAGAAUGACAUCGGAGAGUUUUUCAUGAUACUGGAGAAGGAUCCGCAACAGGAGGACUUCCUGCAGGGGAGGAUGCUGGGUAAUCCAUACAGCUCAAGCGAACCAGGCCUCGGACCUCUCAUGAGAGAUGUCAAGAACAAAAUCUGUCAAGAUUGUGAGCUGGUGGCACUGUUAGAGGAUGAUACUGGGAUGGAGUUAUUGGUGAACAAGAAAAUCAUCAGUCUUGACCUUCCUGUUAAAGAGGUCUACAAGAAGAUCUGGGCUCCGGAACAUGGAGAGGGAGAACCAAUGCCAAUCAUCUACAGAAUGAGGGGUUUACUGGGAGAUGCCACAGAGGACAUGGUUAACUCCCUUGACAGCAGUACAGAAGAGGACGUGGAUAAAGAAGAAGUGUACAAGAUGGCUGCUGUGCUCAGUGAGUGUGGUGGCCUUCAGGUCAUGUUACAGAGACUCUAUGCUGUCCAUGACCUGGUGUUGGGUAAACAGCUAAUGACAGUCCUUCUGAAGUUAUUCAGCUAUGCCGUAAAUGUCAAGGUCAAUCGCCAGGAGCUGAUAAAACCAAAUCUAAAUACAGUGGCCAUUAUGCUACGAGCUUUAAACAUCGCUCUGCUGGCUGAACAGGAAGGCAGUGGUGCCCCCGGCACUCAGGGGCAGACAAUCACUGAGCAGAUACUACAAAUUAUGGAGGUCAUUCUGCUGGAAGCCAGUAGUCAGAACCCUGACCAGUACAAGGAGUUCUCACGUCACUUUGGAGACAAGGAUCAGUUGAUGAUGUUACUGGAGCGAAUAAACAGCCCGUUUGUGCGUGGAAACGCAACUGUUCUACAGGCCCUCAUGAGGCUGAUACCCUUUAUCGCCUUUGGGGAGGAGGAGAUGAUGUCCACACUUGUCAAUCACUUCAAACCUUACCUGGACUUUAACAAAUUUGACCUGGAGCACAGCCAAGAUGAACAGGUUCACCUGGACUGUUUCUGUGUGAUAGCCAGUGGCAUUGAGCACAAUGCUAAUGGUCAGAGGCUGAAGGACAUGAUAUUGGACAGGGGUAUUGUUCAGCUGGCCCUGGAUUACAUUAAACAACACGCACCACCUGUCAAGACUCUUCUGGCGACAGAUUCUGAGGACUGGAAGGAGUUUGUGAGCAAAUCAGCUCUGAGAUUUGUCCUGCGUCUACUGACUGGUCUGUGUUCUGGACAUGCCAAAACACAGGAGCUGGUGGGUUCUGACUGCCUGUCUAUUCUACACAAACUGGAGCAGGUGUCGUCCGAUGAACAUGUAGGCAGUCUGGCAGAGAACCUAUUGGAGGCUCUCAAGGAGAAUAAGGCUGUCACUGCCAAGAUAGAGGACAUUCGACAGCAGACCAAAGCGGAGAAGAAAAGGCUGGCCAUGGCAGUCAGGAAAAAACAGCUAGGAGCUCUGGGAAUGACGACAAAUGACAAGGGUCAGGUGACUGUCACCAGCUCUGUGCUGAAACAGAUGGAAGAUCUCAAGGAGGAGACAGGACUGACCUGUUGUAUCUGUAGAGAGGGUUACAGAUACCAGCCACAAAAGGUGUUAGGGAUCUAUACGUUCACAAAGCGUGUGCCCCUGGAGGAGUUUGAGACUAAACAACGCAAAAGUCAGGGCUACUCCACAGUGUCACACUUCAACCUGGUCCACGUGGACUGCCACAUGGCUGCUGUCAGACAUGCCCGGGGCCGUGAGGAGUGGGAGAGUGCCGCCCUGCAGAAUGCCAGCACCAAGUGUAAUGGUCUGUUACCCCUCUGGGGUCCACAGGUGCAAGAGUCAGCGUUUGCUACGUGUCUGGCCAGACAUAACACCUACCUACAGGAGUGCACAGGUGUGAGGGACGCCAGCUACACCUUCACCGUUCAUGACCUGAAGAUGCUGAUCUGGCGCUUUGCUGAGGAGCGAUCAUUUAGCGAGGACAGUGGGGGUGGGGGCAGACAGAGCAAUAUCUUCCUCAUACCUUACCUGGCCCACAUGGCACUAUAUGUCAUCAACACAACAAGAACAGGUCCUAGAGAGGAGAAAAACAUUGCCACGUUCCUGGAGGCACCCACAGAGAAGUGGCUGGAGAACUGUUUUGAGGUGGAGAGUCCUAUGUACUGGACAGCCAUGUGCGUCUUGAUCAUCCCGUAUGACAAGUGGAAGGAGAUCCGGGUCAAGCUCCUCAAACGUCUUCUCCUACAGGCACAUGCUCGGAAAGUUUGUCCCACCGGGGCCAAAACCCUUGCUGACAAAGAGCUGAAGGAAUUCAGUGAUUAUAAACAGAUGCUGGUGUUCUUUGGGGUCAUCAACUGUUUGUACGAGAAGUCUCUUAGGAAGGUAACGGUUGCCGCAGACAGCAGCUGGCCGCAGAGUCUGGCUGACUACAUCAGGAAUAACGAUCGCACACUGAUGGAGGCUGGGGACAAGAUCCUCUCAGCCUAUGAGGAGGAACUUCUACCGUGCGAGUCCUUCGCAGAGUUUGCUGAUGUCACAGGUUUGUUGGAGGAGAUUCCACACCGGAUGCAUUUGUUCAGCGAGCUCCUGGCGUCCUGUGCCGUAGAUAACCCGCCUCAUACACAUUAAUGAGCGACUUUCUGGCAUCUUGUUCCAUAGACAAUCCUGACAUUUAGUUCAAGCUAAUUUAAGAUGCUUUGCUACAGUUUUUAGGGCUGUUUUAAAAUGGGAUUAUUUUUGAAAUUGCACUCUGUGUUUUGGUAUCAGUUUUAUGUGUGUCUGUGUGGUUAACAAAAAAUAUCUGAAGCUUAUACCAGAAGCUUUCAACUUGUUAAAGUUUAUCUUAGGAAAUUUUAUAUGUUUCAGUGUUGGAUAAUUUCUUAUUGAAAAACAUUGGACAAGAAAAAAAUAUGGAUGAUAAUGAGAACCUGAAAUAAUAUUUGAAUUUUAGUUCUCUUUUUGCAAAUCUAUCCAAAACUUUGCUGUGUUCGUUUAUUUUUUUUUUCUUAUUUGAAGCUUUAAUGCAUAUAGCAAGUAAUAAUUUAGUUUUUGUUUCUGACAAGCUUGUAAGCUGUUUUUCUCAGUAAAUGUGCAGCCAUUAUGACAGAGAUGUUAAAGUGUGUACCUCUAAGGUAAAGUUGGCAUUCUAUGAAAGUGUGCGAUAGUCCUAAUUGACUUCGAGUUUCUCAGACUGGGUUCAAUGUUACAUGCUUAAGAAAGAACCUGUGAUGCUCUAAGUAUUGUGAGCCUAAAACAGGAUAAUAAAUGUCACAUCCUUAAAUAAUAAAGUGUGAUAGAUUGUUUGAAUACAUGUACGGCCUGUACCUGAAUAUGUCAGACCUGUAAGGAAAUGUUCUGCUUCAAAUACUGUCAGUCCAAUUGACCCCACCAGCCCAGGAAUGCUAACUGGUUUCAAAAUGUUCUUUGAUGCUAUUUGGCACUUCAGCUAGCUGUACCUGUUUGCAGAAGUAUUUCAAGUGAGAUAUAUGCUAUGAUUGGGUGGCAAGGCUGUUGUAUUUUGUUACCUCGGUAUUAUACUUGCGUACUGUGAAAUGCAAUGUGGCAUUAAUUGAUUAGGAGGUAUUUCCAGCUUGCUAUAGUACUUGGUGUUUAUCUGUGAAAAAGGGGUGGAGUUAUCUGUCCCAGAUCAGUGAUAGUUGUUGUACUGUACAUUGGAUGAACAUUUGCUUUGCAGAUGGCAAAUUGUCACGUAACAUCCUCAGCUCUAAAUCCCUGUUUCAAUCCACUGUAAAUCUGUCAGUCAUGUUCCUUGAAACUUAACCACCUCUUCAAAAUAAGCAGAGGUGUAUUUUAUAGGGUUGAUGAUGGUAUAAAUACAGUAAUACUAAAAUGUACUA